CCUCCUCCGCCGGAUCCACAACGGCCGCCGCAUGCCCCGCUCACCGGCGCCGAACCCACACGCCACGCGUAGCUCCCCUCCACAGCCCCCGGAAGCACCGUCACCCGGUCUGGGGUUUGCGCCGCUGCCGCCCUCCGCUCACCUGUGCCCAACUCCUCCGUCGGACCCGACGACUUCCAUCCCCUUCAGACCCUUCUCCUUCGCCACCUCGCUCACGACGCUUAGCCCUAGGCCCUCCUCCAAGAUGCCGCCGCCUCGCUGUAGCCCAUGGCCGCGCGAGAACUGCCGCCUGAUCAAGCCACCUCGCUCUUCAUCAAGACCUCGCGGCCCUUCUCUUCCCCCUUACCAGCGCCGUGGCAACGCUCCCCCAUCUAUUUCCUGCGGCAUACGUUCUCUUCCCCGUUCCCAGACCCCGCUCGCCUCUUCCCCCUCUCGUGAAACCCUAGCGGUCGAUGGGAAGAUGAGAAGACGGUGCAUGGUGAGGCGACGAGCUUGGUGCAAUAUGGAGAUUAUUACGGUACUGGUUGCUGUGGUCUUUCCGGAUUCUGAUUGUCCAGGGAAUUUUCAAAACAACAUUUGGUAUAUCGAUCCCAAGAAUCUCAGCAUUUCUAAUGGCUGCUGGUCAGGCAGAGGCGGCAGUAGUAAGGUCGUCUUCGCUGCUCCGCUGCCGCCAACCCCUGCUUCUCGGCUCCACCAGCAGGGCGACCAGGAUGACCCCAACAUCGCCACCCCGUGGCUCAGCUCUGCCUCCACCUGCUGGAGCGGAGCUGGCAACAAUGGUGGCUUUGCAGCGGCGCUCGACGCGGUGUCCGGGAACUCGCCCUCCGCCGCCGCGUCCUCUACCAGAUAACUCCUCGAGCAAAACCAACAGAAAAGCUCUUCAGCAUUCAGAGGAAACCACUGUGACUAGAACCUUUUGUUUCUACGUGAGGGCGUGAGGCUAACAGGCAUAGAGCUUUUGUUUCUAUUGGAAAAAGGUCUGAAUUAUAUGAUUCAGUUGAUGGUUCAGGUUUAGAUGCACAUUCUAAACUUCCUUCCAACAAAUCUUCUUCUAACUUAUGAUAAUUGAUAAUAACUAUGUCCGGACCAGCAACCUCGGAGACUUCUCUUUCAGUCCAUCGGCCCAUGAGAUUGUCAGAAAUAUAUGUUGCAGCUGAGCAUGCAUUAAACAGAUGAUAUCUAAUCCUGAUUUUAUGGCAUCACUUUCAUCACCAGAAGAAUUUGAGAAUAUAUAUAGGAGCUUACUAACGGUGAAGCUGACAAUUAGCACCGCUCUUGGUGGAAAAGGCAUGGAGUUCUUGAUGGAGAGAUUGCAGCUAUAUUUUUAAUCAUGGAAGUUAUGGUUUGGCUGCAAAAUCGUACAAGAAAGUUUGUGCUCUUUUUCCGCAGAAGGCUGGGAAGAGCUGUUGGCAGAUGCUCUUCCUGAUCUUGAGGAAUGCCUGAAGAUUUUAAUGAUUAAGCUGGUUAUCUGGCUUCCUGUGUAAAGUUACUUUCUCUAAAGAGAGUAACUUGUUUUUGUCUAAAGAGUGGCAAGCUUUCCAAUCAGAGGUUGUUCAGCUUGCUCGUAGCGAAAUGAAGCAUCUUGUGCCCCUUGAUGUUUUGUCACUAAUUACUUUUGCUGGAAAUCCUGCUCCACCUCUAGAAUUAUGUGAUGGGGAUCCUGGUACAUUAUCUGUAGAGUUUGGAGUGGCUUCCCAGAUGACAUCACGCUCGAGUCUCUCAGUUUAAGUGUGUCAGCUUCCUAGUGUGGAUGAAGGUCUUAAGGCAAUAAAGAGUUCAGAUGCAUGUGUUCUUGUACCAGGUAGAAAUAUUACCACCUUCGCCAUUUCUCCACAAAAGCCUGGUUCCUACGUGUUGUGUUCUCUCACUGGACAGAUUGGCAAGCUAUCAUUCAGAUCACAUGGAUUUUCUCAAGAUGGUCCGGUGGACCGUGGACACUGAUGAAUUCAUGAGCUUUAAGAAGCCAACAAGACCUGUUUUGAAGGUAAUGUAAGCUGGAUGGUUAUGACAAGUUGGCCGCUGUGAAUCAUGUCAA
Messenger RNA from Brachypodium distachyon (stiff brome), 2035 nucleotides. Its product is annotated as MICAL-like protein 1. Lineage: Eukaryota; Viridiplantae; Streptophyta; Magnoliopsida; Poales; Poaceae. The coding region runs from base 32 to 850 and encodes 272 amino acids. The record is from RefSeq and is a predicted model, not a curated record. The transcript has 7 exons.